This is a messenger RNA of Limanda limanda (common dab), 4484 nucleotides long. RefSeq names its product podocalyxin-like (gene podxl). The record is from RefSeq and is a predicted model, not a curated record. The transcript has 8 exons. The coding region runs from base 349 to 1686 and encodes 445 amino acids. Gene Ontology annotation, biological process: positive regulation of cell-cell adhesion mediated by integrin; cell migration; regulation of microvillus assembly. Lineage: Eukaryota; Metazoa; Chordata; Actinopteri; Pleuronectiformes; Pleuronectidae. Gene Ontology annotation, cellular component: apical plasma membrane; microvillus membrane.
AGCUGAACACACUGCACGAGAGAGAACUGCACAAUUCAGCAGUAAGCCAUUGAGGGAGAGAGAGGGGGUUGAGAGACAGUGAGGAACAACGGUGCAGCCAAGGAAACCAAAGAAACACUCCUCUACCGAAUUCUAAAACCCUGGCCAGAGAAGAGAAGAGAAAGCAAAGCAGCAGAGACAAAGCAUUCUUGGCUUUCAGUCUAAAAGAAGAGGAAGAAGAAAUUAAUGCGUUAGGCUAAAUCAUUUGCUUAAUAUACAAAUUCAAGGAGAACAACGUGACAGGACGUUUUUUUUAUUUUUUAAAAGCUCCUAAUACAAAGUGAAGGGUUGUAGAGCAACGCUGAAUGAAUGCAUCUGGGAGAAGAAGGGAGCAGAAACAGGACCAAAGCGACAAUGAGGAUCAUGAGGUUGAUGCUUUCACUCAGCUUCCUAUUCCACAGUGCUUUUGCAGUGAUCCCUUCAGCGAGUUCUCCCUCUAUCACUGCUGGGUCAUCGUCAACUAGUGGGGGAGGCACAUCAUCCAAUCUUAACCAGACACAGGCAACAGAUGCAGUCACCACGGCAAACAUUACUGCUGACAAGGCGACUGCAGAGCCUCAAGUUUUUGCCCAAACACAAUCCCAAUCUUCCAUCAUAAACAACCCAUCAUCAUCUCACAUUAGCAUCUCUAGUGCCCCUCCCACUGUUGCCCAUGCUGCUGCUACCUUAAGCCCACCAAAGGCUACAAUACCAGUUACAACAGCUAUAACAUUUUCAACAGUUGCAACAGCUGACAGUGGCGGCACAUCAGUGGGAUUCCAUACUACUGUCAAAGUACAGACACCUGAAGCCUCUGUAGCUAGUACAAAAUCCACGACUGAGCCGUCGGUCAUGCUGACAACAAGUCCAUACCAUGCGGAAACAUCAAAAAUCCCAACAUAUCCUACAACAGAACAAACUCAUGCAGCCAUUACCGAGACGAGUGAAGGAGACACAAAGACAACAACUGUGCCAGUUACAACAAACUGGCAGACAAAAUCAAGGACCACAGAGACUGGGAAAACAGGGACCACCAGAACCCCCCCCACUCUGACAACAGGAUCUGCUGUACUUGAGAACCUAAGUGGAACAACAUUCCUGCAAACCUCUAAUGCCGCCACCACAGAUCCUCUGCCAAAGAUAUUUCUGUAUUCUCUAAACAGCAAACCUGAGAAAGAGAAAAAUAAGGAUCUGGUGGAGAUGUGCAAGCGGCUGAUGGCAAAUUUGCAAGAUGGGAACUGCACCCUGAUAUGGAGGCAUAAAAAUGGCAAAGUACUGAUUGACUGCAUGGAAAUAAAUGGCAAAGUGAAAACCAGCAGCAUAACCCAGUAUUAUGAGGAAUUCUCCAAGAAACCACCAGAUAAUAAAACCCUGAUAGCCAUACUGGCCUCAUGUGGAGCUCUGCUCAUCAUGAUCUUUAUCCUUGCCAUCUGUGCCUCUCACCACCGCAGGUCAUACAAUGAGAACCAGCAACACCUUACAGAGGAGCUGCACACUGUGGAGAACGGUUACCAUGACAACCCCACGCUGGAAGUGAUGGAGGUGCAGCCAGAGAUGCAGGAGAAGAAGGUGGCGUUAAAUGGAGAGUUCAACAAUGACAGCUGGAUUGUCCCCAUUGACAACCUGCUGAAGGAGGACAUACUUGACGAGGAGGACACCCACCUGUAAGGUGCAGGGACAAAGGAAGAGAAGAUGAGAUAAGCGAGGAUAACAGGACCUGGUCAGUUCCAGUCCAGACAAACAAAAGCAUUCACACUUCUCACUCUAUGCCAGCCCGACCAGCUAGUCUGACACUCCUGACCCUGGGAUCCUAUUGCUCGAUAGGACAUGUAAUUAGACAAUUAACAUCUACGAGUACUAAGCCACCAAAUUAAGGGUGUUGACCUGCUCUGUUUGAUCUAUUAACGGGAAAUAAGGGUAAAAAUCCAAACACUGAUGAUGAAGAAACAAUAAUAUCAGAUAUGUUGAACAUGAAAAAGUAAUAGGCAUAUUUUAAAUCCAAUCUAUUGUGUGGGCACAAAAGUGCUCAUACAAUGGUUUUAAUAUAAGUUCUACUUCACUGAGAGCACAAUUCAAAGAUGUUUGUAUAAUUUAUUACACAUACUCAUUCAUUCAAAAAAUGCUGAAAGAGUCUCAAAAUUCUCUUACAAAAACAGUUGUGUGGAUGUUUUUGCAUUAGAUUUGCAUGCAGACAGGCCCAAACUACAUGCUCCAUAGGUUCAGAAAGCAGAUCAGACCAGUAACAACUGCAUCAGCUGUUGCCUCAACAGUUCCAGAGUAACCAAUUAACCAUCGCAGGACACUUUAAAGCAUCCAGGUGAUUUCCACUACUGAAUGUGGGCCAUGAGGAAAACUGAGCACUAACAUAAUUCAUUAAUUGCAGAGCUGAAAGGACAAUGCUUAAAGCAGAUGCAAUUGGAGGAAUAAGAAAUACUUUUAUCAAAAAUACCAUAGGAUGGUAGGGUGUAUGAAAAGCCAGAGAGGACAUAUUCCAAAUAUAUUUUGUCUUGAUAUGUGUCAUUCAUUGACGUAAAAUCCAUGUGAAUACACAAAGGGCCUCAGCAAAACACAUUCGUUUGUUUGUUUUAAAGUUGUGCGUAUGAGUGGAGAACAUGUUCCAUCGAUCAAUUUUCUUGUAUUUUGAGUUGUCUUACAAGUAUGAAUAGAAUUUCAACACCUGUUGUAACCUGAGUCAACUUUUAAAUUUGUGAGCUUUUUUUCAAUUUUACUUCAGCUCUUUUUACUCAAGAAUUCUUUAUUUCAUUCAUUUGGAGCAAUACAUAUGACAACAAUAUAUAAAUUACCCCUCACAGUUAUGUAGACAAUAGUUUGGUAACUUAACAACUUGAAUAAUAAUAUAUUUGAAGAUUUAUUAAUACUCCUGCUAAAUUUUUCAACUUGUUGGCCUUUAGAUAAUUCCCUAAAAUUAUUUAUUCUUAUGCUUUAGGUUUGUGCUUUAACUCUCUGCCUCAUGACACAGAGUCUACCGACAGAGAGGACUGGAGCGCUCAUAUGAGCAGCAUCAUGAGCUGUGGUAGAGCACAAAGUUUAUGUUGUGAAGCCAAAAUGGAUGUGACUUGACACAGCUGGUGGCUGCUAUGCACAUCAAAUUAUUUUAGCCUGCUUUAUAUAGUAUAACAUUACAAUCAAAGGUGUACUGAUCCAGUACCAGCAGAAAAACAUGCCAGUGUAACAACAUCUAUUACGGCACAUAUCAUUUCAUCAAAAUCAGUGACGGGGACCUCCCCAAGUUGCCGUCAUCGAAUGCCUUGCUGUGGAAAGACAUUAUUUUCCUAUCAAAACAUUUCAUCUUUAUUUCAGAGACAGUGCGAUACACAGGUGACGCAGUAUUAACAGCACUGAUCCACUGCCGAUGCUUCUAAAGAUUCUAGCCUUUCCUCUUUGGAUAUCUGAAAUCAGGAGCAUUUAUUUUGUUGAUUUGUUAUCCUAGAGCACUCGAUAAAUUAACAUAGCUAGCGUUCAUAAUGUCACAUUACACACUUUUCUGAGGUUAGGAGCUAUGAAUCUAACUUGCCAUUUUCAUUCAAACUCCAGACAGUACUUACAAUGUUCUUGCAUGAGGCCCAUUGAUUACAUGCUCACAUUUUCUUAGAUUUUCUUAGUCACCUAUUAGACCACACAUAUCUUUGGAUUUAGGACUCAUAGUGGCAAAAAAAAACAAUUAUCAAACAAAUUAUGAAACAAAUAAUUAAUUGACAGCUAUUGAUCAUGAAAAUAACUAUUCGUUGCAGUUCAGCUCCAUGUAACAAGUGUUUUUUACAGUAUGUCACUGCUUCGCGCUCAUCAAGGUGAUUUUCCCAAUAGUCUGCAAAGCAGGACACAAACUGAGAGCCACCACUCAAGUGAUAAACCAGUUAAUUUCAGAAAGAACUUCCAUCUACUAGGUAAGUUUCUUGGGAGAGUAUGUCCAGAUUAUAAACUUUUGAAGGUAUCGGAUGACACUUUUUCCUAGAAAAUAUUACAAAACUGCCACCUUCUCAGUCCAAUAACUAUUAUUAAAAAGAAUGUUAAUUGGACCGAUGCAGAUCAAUACUGGUAUUGGUAAGUACAGACACUGUACCAAUAACUGUGCAUAUCUUUAGCAAAGGCUGUAAAUAGUAUGCAAAGGGUGUCGUUUUCACUGUUGCUGAUGCUUAAAAUGCACUUACCUUUAAAUCACCUAAGUAAGUUAAUCUAUAUUUAGUUCCACUUCAAACUAUAUAAAAGUUAUUACAACACCUUGGCUACUCCAGUCCAACCAUUUUUGUGUUUGCAUGUCUAUAUUUUCAUUUAAAUCAUAGUGAUGAAUUUUCACAAAAGUACCUUUACUUGUAUUAUAUGUAUUUAUAAUUUGUUUUCUGCUGUAAGAAAAUGACAGGGGUCUGACACACUGGAGGCGGUAAACUGUCAACUAUCUUAGCGGUCAUGUUCAAAUUUGCAAAUAAAGGAAGUGUUUUUCCACUAUG